This is a messenger RNA of Sycon ciliatum, 938 nucleotides long. RefSeq lists its product as uncharacterized. Bases 114 to 938 code for a protein of 274 amino acids. NCBI's taxonomy places the organism in Eukaryota, Metazoa, Porifera, Calcarea, Leucosolenida, Sycettidae. The transcript has 2 exons. The record is from RefSeq and is a predicted model, not a curated record. Gene Ontology annotation, molecular function: zinc ion binding.
AGGUCGCCAUCGCGACUUCGCACCUUUGUGCGGGGCAACUUGCUCGACGCGAGGCUCUCCUUUGUUUUCAGUCGUUGCAGUGGAAGACAGUUUCGAUAUUAGUUGACAGGAAGAUGGCAGUCAGUCAGGAUUUUUCCCAGCUCACCUUGAACCUUCUGAAGGUGAAGUGUGGAGAGUAUGGUCUCAAGAAGUCGGGAAAGAAAGCCGAUCUAGUUGCGAGACUUGCUCAGCAUUUCUCUGAAGGCGACGGUGAUGGCAAGGAAGGGCCACCUCCGCCAGCUGCAGCGCUUGCUGUUAUUCCCCACGACCCUCUGGAUUUUCCUGUUACUGGGUGGCAGCCGAUUAAAUCUGCGAGUGGAAGGCUACUCUCCCUGUCGUUCUCCAUGCAAACUAUGGUUUCUUAUUUCGUGGACACUAUGACCAGCGAUGGACCUGCCAAGAAUUUCAAAGCGCUUGCUGCCACUGAUAGCAAGUCAAUUCGUCUGUAUCGAGCAGGUUAUGUCCAGAAAAUCGAACUGAUGAAGGCCAACAGCCGUGUGUACUACCGUGCCCGCUGUCAGCCUGAAAUGAAGACCAAAGCUGACUACAAACUUCGGCUCGUUGCUCAGUGUGACUCAGGAUCUGCCACCAGUGUUGUUGGUGCUCAGUGCACUUGUCCUGCUGGCAAGGGUGUUACUGCCAGUUGCAAGCAUAUAGCUGCACUGAUGUAUGGCUUGUCCGAGUUCACUCUGCUUGGGUUUAGUGAUGCUCCGACGUGCACGGACAUGCUGCAAAAGUGGAACCAGCCUCCUGCAGGUGCAGGUAAAAAGAGUGAGCCCAUGCUGGUUCAAGACAUGGAGUGGCGUAGAGGUGGCAGUACCACUGACAAAUCUGCGCCAAAGAAACGUAAGCAUUCUGGGGGAUUGAUCAUGAAGAAGAGGCACGAUGUGCCUACGUAG